CUAAGCUACGCAAACAAGCGAGCAGGCACGGCACGGGUAUCCUGCACUAGCCUGUAGGCAGCAAAGGCUCCGGUGGCCACGAAACUGUCUCAUCGACUUCUUCAGUCAACUCCUAGUGGGCCAGUGUGAGGCAGGUUGGUGAAUAAAUUAUUCCAUUCGCUGACAGAGGCGGCAUGGCGGCGCAUCCGGGCUCCGAGCUGUAGCCCAAGAUGACUGGGGCGGAGAUCUCUGACUGGUGGCUGCGAGGCGGUGAGGAGAACUCCCCUCUACGAUAUUAUAAUGAGCCUCCUACUGCAGGGCAUUGUGAGUGCUACUAAAGAUGUCUGAUAGUGUUGAUAUUGAAGAGAAACCACCAGCCCCCCCCUUGAGAAUGAACAGUAGUUCCCGAGACUCUUCAUCAGUGAAUCACGCAUCCAAACCGCUUCCAAUGGCUCCUGAAGAGAAAAACAAGAAGGUCCGCCUGCGCUCCAUCUUCCCCGGGGGAGACAAGACAAACAAGAAGAAAGAGAAGGAACGUCCUGAGAUAUCCCUACCCUCAGACUUCGAACACACCAUUCAUGUUGGCUUUGAUGCUGUAACAGGAGAAUUCACAGGCAUCCCAGAGCAGUGGGCACGGCUCUUACAGACCUCGAACAUCACCAAGCUGGAGCAGAAGAAGAACCCGCAGGCCGUGUUGGACGUCUUGAAGUUUUAUGACUCCAAAGAGACCGUCAACAACCAGAAGUACAUGAGCUUCACUUCAGGAGACAAGUCAGCACAUGGGUACAUAGCAGCAAACACUCUGAACCGGCUGCUGUCAUCUGGGCCUCCUGUCAGCCUUAGAACCUGCAGCGCAUUAUUUGACAAGGGUGCCAAAACAUCAACAACAGAACCCCCGAUUGCUCCGCCUGUGUCAGAGGAAGAGGAUGAGGAGGAAGAGGAGGAGGAAGAAGAGGAGGAGGAAGAGGAGGACGACGACGAACUGCCCCCGGUCAUUGCCCCUCGACCGGAACACACCAAAUCUAUCUACACGCGCUCCGUCAUGGAUCCACCAAAGCCUCCCACCCCCGUGAAAGAGGUGCUGACUCCACCGGAGUCGCAGGUCCAGCCGGAGAACACGCCCAACACAAUGUAUCGCCAUACCGACCGGCAGAAGAAAAAGUCCAAAAUGACGGACGAGGAGAUUCUGGAGAGACUCAGGAGUAUUGUGAGUGUGGGGGAUCCCAAAAAGAAGUACACACGCUUCGAGAAAAUAGGACAAGGAGCGUCUGGGACUGUGUACACUGCCAUCGAUAUAGCAACCGGCCAAGAGGUGGCCAUUAAGCAGAUGAACUUGCAGCAGCAGCCCAAGAAAGAGUUGAUCAUCAAUGAGAUCUUGGUGAUGAGGGAAAACAAAAACUCCAACAUAGUGAACUACCUUGACAGUUACCUGGUAGGAGAUGAGCUUUGGGUGGUGAUGGAGUAUUUGGCUGGAGGCUCGCUGACAGAUGUAGUGACUGAGACCUGCAUGGACGAAGGCCAGAUUGCAGCAGUCUGCAGAGAGUGUCUGCAAGCUUUGGACUUUCUACACUCCAACCAAGUUAUCCAUAGAGAUAUAAAAAGUGACAACAUCCUCUUAGGGAUGGAUGGAUCUGUGAAGCUGACCGACUUCGGCUUCUGCGCUCAGAUCACUCCCGAGCAAAACAAGCGCAGCACGAUGGUGGGAACGCCCUACUGGAUGGCACCAGAGGUGGUGACUCGGAAAGCUUACGGCCCCAAAGUGGACAUCUGGUCUCUGGGAAUCAUGGCGAUAGAGAUGGUGGAGGGAGAACCACCUUAUCUGAAUGAGAAUCCACUCAGGGCGCUCUACCUGAUCGCAACCAACGGGACUCCAGAGCUGCAGAAUCCAGAGAGACUAUCAUCUGUGUUCAGAGACUUCCUCAACCGCUGUCUGGAGAUGGAUGUGGACCGCAGAGGUUCUGCCAAGGAGUUGCUCCAGCAUUCUUUCCUCAAGUUGGCGAAGCCUCUAUCCAGCCUGACGCCCCUGAUUGUAGCUGCAAAGGAAGCCAUAAAGAACAGCAGUCGCUAAGGAUGUGCUCUCUGUCCGCACCCGAGGCUGGAGCCCCGCCUGCGAUGAGUGCUUUCAUCACAUCCAGGGGCUUGGGUGUAUGGGUGUAUGGGGGGCGGGUGACGUGACAGUGACAGCACAAGGAGGGGUUUGUGUGACUUACAGUGACAGCACAAGGACAAAAGACCCCCAGGCCUCAAAUGUAGGAUGGACAUCUGGCCUUGCAGCGUCUCGGCCCAUGCUGCUGAAAAGACCUUGUCUCCCCGUUUACUCCUCCAGCACUCUGUACAUGUAGAGCAGUCUAUCACAAGUGUGUGUGAGUGUGUGGGUGUGUUGGCCUGCGUGCGCGUAUACAAACUGUGCACAUUUCUUUGUGUCGUACGUCCUGUUUGGGAGGCGGUUGCUUCCCAAACCGAAAAAAAAAAAACAUGAGAAAAUUGAAAAGAAAGCGUGCUCAUUUUCAAGAAGAGGCUCCAAGAGCGACGAGGAGAGACAAAAAAACUAAACUUGAAGAGCCUGAAUUUCCUUCCCUGGCAAGCUUUAGGCUUGAUUAUCCCUCCUCCAGUCCUUCCCUUCAUGGUGCACCAUCGGGCCACACCUGCACCUGCAGGGACUGGCUGAUGUGAGAGCGUGAUUCUGGACCCAGCCUUUGCCUGCAUGACUACGGCUCUGUGGAAAAAACAUAGCUACUCCUCUGCAGACUGUCACAUCUCAAGGUGGAAUAUUUUUGCAUUUUCUGUGUGUCUGUGUGUGUGUGUUUGUAAAUGCGUGUAGUAGGGGUGCCACUACAGGGGAAAAAGUCAGGAAUAAUUUCACAUGACCUAUGCCAGCUUUAAACACCCUUUAUUAAUCCAUUUCAUAUCGGUGAAGAGUUGGAGUUGGCGACGGUUGCCUGAAGUUUUGGCUGUUUCCUGUUGCAGACACACAUGAUCACUGAUGCCAGAGCCAGAGCUGUGUGCUUGCGAUGUUUAUAUUAUGGAGAUCUGUCAUUUACUCAUCCUAGAAGAUGGUCAUCUACAGUAAGUUGGAGGUCCAGCGCCACACUCAAUCACACCCAAGGAUGCCCCAAGAAUCACAGUGUCCUUAGUCAAAAUACACCCAACAAACAAAUGCUGUGAACAAAAAAUAUCUUUAUCCAAUUGAAACUGACAAACACGACAUAAAGGGAAAGUACUUCAAAUGCAUGUGUUGUGUCCAAUGAGCCACUGACCACCAGCUGCCCCUCCUUCCUUCCCUCCUUCCUUCCUUCCCUCCUUCCUUCCGUCCUUCCUUC
Messenger RNA from Pundamilia nyererei, 3299 nucleotides. RefSeq names its product serine/threonine-protein kinase PAK 3. The record is from RefSeq and is a predicted model, not a curated record. The transcript is spliced from 16 exons. NCBI's taxonomy places the organism in Eukaryota, Metazoa, Chordata, Actinopteri, Cichliformes, Cichlidae. Bases 320 to 2047 code for a protein of 575 amino acids. Gene Ontology annotation, biological process: protein phosphorylation. Gene Ontology annotation, molecular function: ATP binding; protein serine/threonine kinase activity.